Ilex paraguariensis (yerba mate) is the source of this 303-nucleotide messenger RNA. NCBI's taxonomy places the organism in Eukaryota, Viridiplantae, Streptophyta, Magnoliopsida, Aquifoliales, Aquifoliaceae. The record is from the annotation of a GenBank genome assembly.
AUGUCUUACGAGAAUGAGAGCGACGGAGUAAUGAUUGAUUCUCCUGAGCCUGCUUCCUCCACUUUCCACCACCAAAAUCGCCAUAGCCACCUACUUGACGAAACCCACGGCCAGAAAGCACCAAACACCACCACCACACAAGGUAUUCCACCACCGUCAAAGCAUAACAACGAAAUCCACGACCAGAAAACACUAAACACCACCACCACCACACAGGGUAUUCCACCACCACCAAAGCAGAACAACGAAACGCAGCACCGUGAAGUACCGCCACAGCGAAUCAAUGAAACCCAACACCGUUGA